UGAUGCCAAGUCUGUCUCCGGUCACAAAACAGCAGCAUGAGCUCGGAAUAUAUUAUCUCUGAGCCCACGUCGAUGGACAAAGAGAUCCUGCAGCAUGCUGUGCAUGAACAGUUUAAACCAGAUCACAUCCUGCGUUUUCCAGAUGCGAGCCAAAUCCACUUUAAUGAAGUCCAGAAAUUAAGACUGGAGUACAAAAACAUCCUGAGGAUUGAUCACUUAUGGGACUUCUCAUCUUUGUCCAAACUUGAGUUAAAUAACAAUGCUAUAGAAAAGAUCCAGGGACUGGACCAUCUGAUUAAUCUGACGUGGCUUAAUCUGUCAUUCAACCAGAUUGAGAAAAUAGAGGGUCUGGAGUGUGUGCAGAAGCUUGAAGUGCUGAAUCUAUCCAACAACAAAAUCUCUGUCAUUGAAAAUAUGGACACACUUGAGAACCUAACUCACUUCUUCAUUUCAAACAACCUAAUUGGGCAGUUGGAUAAUGUGCUCUACCUCAGGAAGUUCAAGAACCUGGCAGCGUUCAACCUGUUUGGAAAUCCUUUCCUAAACGAGGGUGAUUACAGAUUUUUCAUCGCUGCCUACUUUCCAAAGCUGAUGUUCCUAGACUCCAGAAUACUUGACCAGAAGACAAGAAAGGAAGCAUCUAUCAAAUAUCACUAUGUCCUUGAGAAAAUGAGACUUGAAGAGCUGGAGCUACACCAGGCUGAUGAGGCUCGACAAAGACACGAAGCUGAGCUAAAAUUACACCGAGAUGCCUUUGUGGAGUUCCUUAAUGGCUCUUCUCUGUUUAGGACCAUGUUUAAAGAUGAUCCAAAAGCACAAACACUGCACUGUGCACCAGGAAUGGAUUCUCUGAUUCAAAGAUUUGAGCACCAAAUGGGGGAGCUGUGUACACAGUUAUUUGAAAGGGGCUUGGCUGAGCACAAACGAAGGGAGACAGAGGUGAAGUCUUUCUUCAGUUGCCAAAAAAAGGCUGUGACAGACUGCCAGGAGAAGGCAUCGCAGAUGUUAGCAAAGUUUAAUCAUGAACACAAAGAGCGGACAGAAGAGUUGCAGCAGUUAUCAGACCCAGAGGUACGCAAAGUCAAGAUUGACCACUGCAAUGGUGAAAUUAACCAGCUCUGUAAAAACCUCAUGACACUGGAGUUUCAGCUGGUCAGCGAGAUGGAGGAGAAGAUCAAAACUUUUGAGAGCAGAAUCUCAGACAUGGUUAGACACUUCAGUGAAAUCGCACAGGGGAUGUUCUCCCACUGUCGAGAUCUUGAAGAUGACUAUUAUCAGAAGAUGCAAAUAGUUGCUGCUAAAAUCUUGCAGACAGUGGCCAGAGACGCCCGGAAGGAGGACUUGCCAGAUGAUGUUAUAAUGCUGUUUGAAGACAGAGAUGCAGUGAUAGAUGCACUGGCCACAGCCCACAAUAACCACCUCCUGAAGAUCAAUGACCGAGAGACUCAGCUGACUACAGGCAUCAGUGCCUGGAAGGAGGCCCUCAUUAAGGGGAUACGAGAUGAGGAACUGAAGCGGAACCGCAUGAACAUCUCAGACAUCCACAGAUAUGUGGAUAAUUUGAGGGAGCAGCUGGAGGAGUUGAUAUAGUGGAAACCACUUGGUGGCCUCAAGAACACUUCAAAAACCACUGUCAGUGAAUACAGUUGUAUUCACAAAUGAGGGUUCAAACACUACCGCUAAAAGAGAAAAAAAGAUACAGAGCAAGAACCUAUACUUGGGGCAUGAGCUACUGUGCUGUGAAAAAGUAUUUAACCCCUUUCUGAUUUCUCUGUUUUGUGUGUGUGUAUUUAUCACAGUGGCUCUGUGAUGUACUUGCACACUCGUUCUGCAAAUGAAAGGUUGCUGGUUCAGUUCCAGGCAGAGACACAAAUCCCCUUUGGGGGAAGGAAAGGCAUCUAUACAACCACCUCUGCUCACAACAAAGAAAACUGCAGUUCACUACAAACAAAUUCAGAUAAGACAACAUCAAUUGCCCUGAAUUUCUCUGUAAAAGAUUCAUUUAUUGGUGAAAAGGCCAAAACGACCAAGGAAAGAUAAGCAAAACGGUGGAGAGUAAACAAGGAAUCUUAAAAUCCAAAAGCCCUUGAAGAAGUGAAAAGUGGAGGUCGUAGGUCAAAGAAAUUUAAUAGAAAAUAAAGAGAAGAAAGUUAUAAGUGCAAAGCGGGAAGUGCUGAAUGUCAAGAAAGCACAGAAAGGGAAGAAAAGGAGAAAGCAGCAAGCAAAAAUACAAAACAACUGUUGGAAGUGCAGAAAGUAU
Messenger RNA from Maylandia zebra (zebra mbuna), 2260 nucleotides. The record is from RefSeq and is a predicted model, not a curated record. Lineage: Eukaryota; Metazoa; Chordata; Actinopteri; Cichliformes; Cichlidae.